Molecule: messenger RNA, 2919 nt
Organism: Chaetomium globosum CBS 148.51
Lineage: Eukaryota; Fungi; Ascomycota; Sordariomycetes; Sordariales; Chaetomiaceae
Exons: 3
Coding region: 1-2919 (972 amino acids)
Biological process (GO): protein deubiquitination
Cellular component (GO): cytosol; nucleus
Molecular function (GO): cysteine-type deubiquitinase activity; cysteine-type endopeptidase activity
Source: RefSeq, a predicted model, not a curated record
AUGCCGGGCUCGACGACCACGUCCAGUCAUGCCAGAUCCGCGUCUUUGGGGGGGUUCGAUGGGCGCCCAGAUGGCGCAAUGGGGGGGAAGCGGCCACUCCCGCACAUCGAAGACAUCACCUCCGUCACUGUCGACAUUGACACGCACACUCCCGUAGAGAAGGUCCUUCAGACUGCAGAAAUAUGUCUACGGCAAGCCGAGUCGUCGAAAAGCUUUGGCAGGCCCGACUUUGCUCUCAAGGACUACAUACGGACCAACAUUAUCCUCCUUGAUAUCAUCAAGAAAAACAAGGGAUGGGUAUCGCUACAGAGCGAUAACAGGGCGCAAUUUGAGCGCUACCAGCGGCUUGCCAAAGAUGUUCCUGUUUCUUCUCCGCCCAAGAACAAGCCCGUGGUUCACCCGAAACCCCAAGGCCUCCACGGUAAUGUGCUACGUCCGGGUACAGCAACGGCCUCUAUCAAAUCCCAGGACCUCCUCCAGCGCUUCGCAAACCUUCGGGCAGGUGCGCCCAACCCGUCCCAAGGCCUGCAUCAUAUUCGAACACAAUCGGCCGCGUCGUCGGGGUUACCAGAGACCCAAAAGCCCCCAAAACCGCUGCCUCCAAACCCACCAUUGACCGGCGCGAUCGCCGGGUUGCCUAGGAUGCCCGACGCGAUUUACAACCCGCCACGAGGAACUAUCUCGAGCGAAACGGCUGCUCUUCCCUCGAGUGCCCCCCGUGCCAUGUUCACGAGAACCAAUUCGGCAACACCUUCAAAGCCAGCGCCCAAACAUGCUCAGCCCCCUGAGGCUGUUGCACAUGCCCAUAAUUCCGUGCCUCCAGGCGCUCCGGCGAAACGGCCCAAGCUAACCAUCCCGGACGGCAUCACGAUAUCUGUUGAUGAUCUACUUGGGUUUAUGAGGACUGGGGCCAAAGACCUCUCAAUUCUACUCAUUGACAUUAGGAGCCGUGAGGAGUUCGAUAAUGGCCACAUCAUGUCACAGGCUACCAUAUGUUUAGAGCCCGAGGUGCUUGCGAGGGAUCAUAUCUCGGCGGAGCAGGUCGCAGAUAGCAUGGUUCUGGCGCCAGCAUCAGAGCAGCUGCUCUUUGAAAAGCGUCAUGAGUUCGACCUGGUGGUGUUUUACGACCAAGACUCUGAACAGAUUGUCCCCAGGCCACACACCACCAGCGAGAAAGCUGCAUCUGGCCUGUUCGAUGCGCUUAGCCAGUACGACUUUACGGGCGCAUCGGGAUUGCAAGUUUCCCCGAAGUUGCUGCGCGGAGGUUUAGACGCGUGGACGAGUCUGGUCGGCCACGCGAGCCUUCAGUCGUCCUCAACGACUACUUCGAAGAAGCACACGGCAAGCCCCAUGGCACGUUCAUUCCUGAACCGGCGCCAAAGGUACGUGACUCGGCCGAUCCAAGACCCGGCAGAGGCCAAGCGAUGGGAAGAGACCAUUGGGGAUGCCGGGGCGAUAUCCCCAAUCAGAACAACCGAGGAUUUCCUUCGUCGAUUCCCUUCCAUUUCCGAACAGCAUGAGUCGAUGGUGUCUCCGAUUAGCCCCCCGGCGAACCGGCCGCAGAGUCCUUUCCACCACCGCUUAUCUCACGAAGAGAACCUUUACACCUCGCUCCCGUCGCCACCGACACGCCCACCCCCAGCACUUCCGCGGAGGAGCUAUAGUGGGCUUGCCGAGGCCGAGGAUAACUCCGUCAUUCUGGCUAAGAAGACCGGGGCCCAAGUCGCCGACACGGUCCGGAAAUACCGAACAGGCCUACAGAACCCAGGCGUCUACUGCUUCGCGAACAGUUCCCUCCAGGCCAUGUUCGCCACGCCAGGCUUCGCGCGUGAGGUAUGGAGCGGAGAAUGGAAGGAUGCGUACAAGGUGCCUAUGAAGCCCGACGAAAACCUUGAGAAUCCCCAACUCCUCAUGAAAUGUUUGGCCAACCUCUUGCAUUGGCUCAACCAAGGGUCAUUCAAGUCUCUUGCGGCCAAAACGAUCAUGGAGUACAUCCACUACAUUCAUUCCAAGGGCUCAGACGGUAGGAUGAAGCAGGACUGCGACAUAUUCGGUGGCUGUUCGCAACAAGAUGCCCAAGAGUUUUACUCUUUUAUCAUGGACAAUAUCCACGACGAGACCAACGUCCGCCGCGACAGAAAGGCCCCAAAGGAGGAAAAGCCGUACACGCCCAAGACCGGCACUAUCAUACAGAAUGCCGUUGACUACUGGCGCGAAUACUCCAAAUCCAGCGCCUCCAUCAUCGACAAGUACUUCCGCGGGCUCGAGGUGUUCAUCUCGCGGUGCCACAACAGCGCCUGUCGGCAGGAGAUCCGCCUCUUUCAACCAUGCGACGUCUGGAUUCUCAACCUCGCCGGCAUGGACGAUCCGACGGACCUCGACAGCCUGCUCGCCAACCAUCAGACCUCGGAGCACUUCCCCGACCUGAUCUGCGAGACGUGCAACAAGCCCGGGCGCACGCGCAAGGCCAAAUUCGCGCGGCUCCCCGACCGCCUCGCCUUCUGCCUCAACCGCUUUAACAGCGCCGGCGGUGGUGGCGGGUUCAGCAGCCGGCUCAUGUCGUCGGGCAAGAUCCACUCCAAGGUGCGCUUCCCGAUCCGCGACCUCGACCUCACGCGUUACUGCGCCGAGCCGGACCCGGACAUGGCCACCACCGACGACCGUCAUUUCGCCGGCAAGAUGCGCUACGACUGCUACGCCGUCACCGUGCACGUGGGCCAGGGCAUCAACGGCGGGCAUUACUACAGCUACGUGCAGGACGAGCUGUCCAGGGACCCGACCGACUGGUUCCGGUGCAACGACGACAAGGUGGACCGCGUCAAGAUCGGCACCGGCCAGCCCGGAGAUUUGACGGAGACGAUGUAUCAGAAUGGGACGACCUCGGCGUAUAUGGUUUAUUAUCGGCGGCGGGGAACGUGA